UUGUUUACUAGCUUUUUUCUGCCUGAAACACAUCAGAGUGUAGGUAGUGGCAAGAGUAUCUGUACUGGAGUGUCUAAUGGAAACUCCUUGCUGCAGUUCAAACUCUCAGCCUUGCUCCCUGACAUUACAUAAUCAUCCUGAGCAUACUCACAAUGCUUAGGAAAGGGAACCACAUGGGAAAAAAUAGGUGAGGGACUAUAGAAUAUUUAGGUGGUGUUGAUUAAUUCUGGCUGAGUGCUUAUUUUUAACAUUCAACUUACCAGUGGUCAAAAUGACAGUUUUAAUUGUCUGGAAGUGGUAUGGGCAUUCCAAGAAGGAAAGUGUAAUGAAAAGUAAUAAGCACUAACAAGCAAGCAAUGGAAUAGAGGUGGUACAAUAAAUCCAUAGAGCAGUGUGUGCAAUACAGUGGCUUAGAUCUCAGUCAGAUUUAUUUGAAACUAGCUGAACAAAUAAAGUAAAAAUCCAUUCUUAACUUCUCAUAGAACUCUUUGGUCCUUAAGAUUUGGGUAUGUUCUCUAUCUGUUUGGGUUUGGUUUUUUUCUCCUCUUCCACUGGAUGGAUAAUUGAAAUUUCUCACUAGGAUAUUGAGAAUCUAAAUCCUCCUAGAGAAGCUAAGCAACUGGUCUUUGAAGAUGUCUUCCAGCAUAAUGUUUGAAGAGUGAUAGUGCUAGUUUCAGUGAUUGUAAUCAAGUACUUCCUAUAUUGACUUUGCUGUUUACAGGGUUUACUGAUGUCAUUGGUCAUAGAAUCUUAGAAUUGUUUAGGCUGGAAAAGUUUGAGUCCAGCCAUUAACCCAGCACGGUCAAGUGCACCCCUAAAGCACACCUUAAACAGCAUAACUGUAUCAUAGUUCAAAGUUUAUAUGUCUGUGAUAAAAAAAAACCCAAGCCUUAUAAUGGAUUUCCAAAUCUUUCCAUAAGAAAUGUAAGAGAUUGGUAGGGCCGACUACAUAGACAAAAUAGUAGUCCCAGCUUAGUACACAGAAACUUGUCCUUCUCACUUGCACUUUUCUGUGUGCUAGUAAAUUUCAGCAGUUUGUAAAUCCUGCUGUUCAUGGAAGGAUGGAAGUACAACUUUGAGGAGACAAAUGUGAAGGAGCUGAAAAACUGUCCCUCAAAGAACAGUAAGAGCUUAAAUGGUCUCUGAUCACGGAAAAUGCUCUUGUACAGCAGUUAAUUAUUUGUUUGUGUUACAGAAAGCAAUAGACCUUGCUAGCAAGGCAGCACAAGAAGAUAAAGCAGGAAACUAUGAGGAAGCCUUCCGCUUGUACCAACACGCCGUGCAGUAUUUUCUCCAUGUUGUUAAAUAUGAAGCACAGGGUGAUAAAGCAAAACAAAGCAUUAGAGCAAAAUGUACUGAAUACUUGGAUCGAGCAGAAAAGCUGAAAGAAUAUCUGAAAAAGAGAGGAAAAACUGCACCAAAACCAGUUAAAGAGUCUGGUCCUGCUGAAGGAAAAGGGAAUGACAGUGAUGGGGAAGGGGAAUCAGAGGACCCAGAAAAAAAGAAGCUACAGAAUCAACUUCAAGGAGCAAUUGUUAUGGAGCGACCAAAUGUCAAAUGGAGUGAUGUUGCUGGCCUCGAAGGUGCCAAAGAGGCACUUAAAGAAGCAGUCAUCCUUCCCAUUAAAUUUCCACACCUGUUUACAGGCAAGAGAACGCCCUGGAGAGGGAUUCUUCUAUUUGGACCACCAGGAACAGGAAAGUCUUACUUAGCAAAAGCUGUAGCAACAGAAGCAAACAACUCUACCUUCUUCUCAGUAUCUUCAUCUGACCUUGUCUCAAAAUGGUUAGGUGAAAGUGAAAAAUUAGUGAAAAACUUGUUCCAGCUUGCCAGAGAAAACAAACCUUCUAUCAUCUUCAUUGAUGAGAUAGAUUCCCUCUGUGGGUCAAGAAGUGAAAAUGAAAGCGAGGCUGCUAGACGGAUAAAAACAGAAUUUCUAGUCCAGAUGCAAGGGGUUGGUGUUGACAAUGAAGGAAUCUUGGUGUUAGGAGCAACAAACAUACCCUGGGUUUUGGAUUCUGCUAUCAGGAGAAGGUUUGAGAAGCGUAUUUAUAUUCCUUUACCUGAAGACCACGCCAGGGCUGCAAUGUUCAAACUUCACCUUGGGUCAACUCCAAAUGACCUAAAAGACUCAGAUUAUCGAGAGCUUGGGAAGAGAACUGAUGGCUAUUCUGGUGCAGAUAUAAGCAUCAUUGUCCGUGAUGCACUGAUGCAGCCUGUUAGAAAAGUGCAAUCAGCGACUCACUUUAAAAAAGUAAAAGGACCAUCAGUGUCUAAUCCAAAUAUGAUGGUAGAUUUAUACACCCCUUGCUCUCCAGGUGAUCCUGAAGCCUCAGAAAUGACAUGGAUGGAGGUCCCAAGUGAUAAAUUACUGGAGCCUAGAGUUACCAUGGCCGAUAUGCUCAGGUCGCUUGCUAGCACAAAACCAACAGUUAAUGAACAGGACUUGGAGAAGUUAAGGAAGUUUACAGAAGACUUUGGUCAGGAAGGCUAAACCAAAGAUAUGUGUGAAGCAUUAGAACCUUUUUUUUUUUUUUUUUUAAGUAUUCUUGUGUCUUUAUUGAUGGCACUUCAAAUAAAUGCCAAUAAAAUCACCCCUUUCUUACUUUGCAGAAGGAAUAGAAGAUACCUUUGCAAAGACCCUUAAGCUUUUGUAUUGUAUUGUUUUCCUCAGAUGUCUAUUAAAUGUCUUCUAUUGAAAAAUAAUACAAAAAUGCAAUUUUAGGGUGAGACAGCAAAGUGAUGUGGUAAUGUCUAAUAAAUACUAGAAAGCUUUAAAUGACUAGUUCCAUAUUAGGUAGUAUAUUAGACCUGGAUACCAGUGAAUUUUAGUUUUUGACCUUACCUCCCAGUAAGGUCAAAAACCUUUUUAAGGAGUGGGAGAGAACAUAUUUGUCAGGUGUUUUCAGUCAAUCAGCAUAUGUAUUAAUUGCUCUCAUUUCAUUUAGGAAAAUGGCAACAAAAUUUUCUAAUCAAGCAUACUGCGAGUGUGGGUUUGCUGUUAAAGUAAGAAAGAAAACACUGUGAGGAUAAGACUACAUGGGCCAGUACUUUGAUUAAAUAUUGGUGGACCUGUUAUUUGGUGUUUUUUUUCUGCUAUGCUAUGUUAAAAUUUUGCCUUCAACAGCAGGCUUUUGUUUUUAACUCUUUACUAGCUGGUACACACUGUCACUAUGCAAUUUAACAAAAGUUUGUUAAAUGCAAGUAACUCGGAAGGUGUUUUGCUGGCUCUUCUUGGGGGGUUGUUUGGAUUUACUUUAUUUGGUUUUUUUGGUUUUUAAAAUCUGGAUUCUCUUCCUGGUGAAGUUUUGACUGAAGUUAGAAAAAAGCUUUAGAAAUGUCCUCUGAGAUCCCACGUGUUGAGGCUGGCAAGGUAUAUGUAGUCUUUGGAGAAUGUCUGGGAGGUAUUUGGGAAAUAGCAUACUUCACAUGCAAGGAGAUUAGAACAGAUGUUUUAGCCACAGCCUUUUCAGUGAUAAAUUAACCCAGAGCCCCACUGGUAACUGUAGCAUAUAGGUUACAUCAAUUUAGUGCUUGAACUGGGAGAGAAGGCUGGCAGUUUAGUACAGAAGUAGCACUUCCAUUGCUCUUUUUCUGCAGAACUGCAAAUGGAGAUGUGCCUGAAUGUAACUUAAAACACUACAGCAUCAGCAUUGAGUUUGUGCCUUGUAAGUUUGCACUGGCUGUAGAUAUGAAACAUCAUUAGAAUAUCUAGAAUACUCUAUCUUCCAUUAUCAUUGUCCAACUCUAUCCUGCAAAUGUUUUGUUUAACUUGUAUUAAAAGAAAUUUGCACAUUUUAGGUGUGUAUGUUUUAUGUACAUAUGCACAAAUAUGAUCAUCUUUUGAUGGGGUUUGGUUUCUUCUAUGUACAUAUUUUGUCUACUUUAUAAAUCAUAGGAUGGGUGACAUUUUCUGUACUUUAAUGAAGUAAAAUGUUGUAGUACAA
This is a messenger RNA of Melospiza georgiana, 3947 nucleotides long. RefSeq names its product vacuolar protein sorting 4 homolog B (gene VPS4B). The record is from RefSeq and is a predicted model, not a curated record. NCBI's taxonomy places the organism in Eukaryota, Metazoa, Chordata, Aves, Passeriformes, Passerellidae. Gene Ontology annotation, biological process: endosomal transport; vacuole organization. The transcript is spliced from 10 exons. Bases 1136 to 2494 code for a protein of 452 amino acids. Gene Ontology annotation, molecular function: ATP hydrolysis activity; ATP binding.